UCUGGACCUUGUGCUCUCUCCCCGUCACUAUGUCGAACAAGCCGCUUGACUCGUGGGAAGAUGACCCCGCUGCACAGGACGAUAACCUAUCACGGCAGACACAGAACCUGAACUUGAAUAAUCAGCAACAGCAGUCAUCCUUCCAUCCUGGAGCUUCGACAUUCCAGCCAGGGGCUGCCGCGUUUCAACCGAACCAGCAAUUCCAACAAUACGGAUACCAACAGUACGGCCAGGGUUUCCAGCAACAAGGAUAUGGUAGCUAUCAGCAACAGCCAUAUGGCCAGUAUAAUCAAGGCUACGGUCAGCAAGGCGGAUAUGGCCAGGCCUAUGGUCAACAAUAUGGAAGCUACAACCAAAAUACUGUAAACCCUCAGCAAGCUCAACAGCAGCAACAAUGGCGUCCACAGUCAAUUGCUGAACGACCACAACCUGGUGCUCCUGUUGCAGCAAAACAAACUCCGACAGCAGCGAAACCGGCAACUACUACUACCGCUACUCCAGCUGCUCUGCCCCCGAAGGCAAAGGUCUUGUCGAUUGGCGGCGAUGCUAUGAAGUCCAAAACACCGACCUCAUCCUCAGGCGCCACUCCUACCCCUCCUUCCUCCGUCACUCCUGCCAGCGAUUUACAAAAUGCGAACGGCCCAGCUGCUGUUGCUGCCGCCUCGAAAGUGACCGCUACUAAAGCCAUUGAAAAAACGGAGAAGAAAUCCGCUAGUAGCGGCAAGACAUCGCCUACAUCGUCCGGACGGUCUUCUCCUUCACGAGCGGCGGACGCCAAGGCUACAGCGCGCGACGCAGAUGCAGUCGCCAAAGAACAGGCAGCCGAUGUCGAUGAAGCUACGCUCAGAGAGAUUUAUGGUGAUAAACGUGAACACAUCAACUUGAUUUUCAUUGGCCAUGUUGAUGCAGGGAAGUCAACUCUAGGUGGAAGCAUCUUGUAUGCAACUGGUAUGGUGGAUGAGCGAACCAUGGAUAAAUACAAAAGAGAGGCCAAAGAAGCCGGGCGUGAGACAUGGUAUCUUUCAUGGGCUUUGGAUUUGACAAACGAAGAAAGAUCUAAGGGAAAAACUGUAGAAGUUGGACGGGCUUUUUUCAAAACCUCGGGCAAUACGCCUGAUGGUCCGGUGGAACGUCAUUAUACUAUUCUGGAUGCACCUGGCCAUAAAUCUUUCGUCCCAAACAUGAUCGGUGGUGCGUCUCAGGCAGACGUGGGAAUUCUUGUCAUUUCCGCGAGAAAGGGUGAAUACGAAACCGGUUUCGAGCGAGGUGGUCAAACCCGCGAGCAUGCAUUGCUGGCCCGAAACUCGGGUGUGAAAAAGCUGAUAGUCGCUGUGAACAAAAUGGAUGACCCAACUGUUGAAUGGAGCAAAGCACGAUACGAUGAAUGUACAACGAAGAUUGGCAAAUUCCUUCAAGGCAUGGGUUAUGCCAAGGCAGAUCUCCACUUCAUGCCCAUCUCUGCGCAGAAGACUAUUGGCAUUGAUAAGCCUGUUCCCAAGGAGCUAGCACCUUGGUUUGAAGGCCCUGGCCUUCUUGAUUUCCUCCACAACAUGAAAAUGCCUGAACGUAAGAUCAAUGCACCCUUCAUGAUGCCAGUCAGCGCAAAGUACCGGGAUAUGGGCACGGUUGUUGAAGGGCGAAUUGAGUCCGGCGUAAUAAAGAAGGGCUCCAGCUAUAUCAUGAUGCCCAACCACGAGGAAGUCACUGUUACUGCGCUGUACGGUGAGACGGAAGAGGAGAUUAAUACGGCAACUUGUGGCGAUCAAGUCCGUGUUCGACUUCGGGGUGUUGAGGAAGAAGAUAUCAUGCCAGGAUUUGUAUUGUGCUCUCCCAAAAGACCUGUGCACUGCGUCUCCGCUUUCGAGGCCAAAAUCAGAAUUCUAGAUCUCAAGAGCAUUCUCACCGCCGGCUUCAACUGCGUCCUCCAUGUGCACGCCGCCAUCGAAGAGGUGACCUUCGCGGCACUGCUUCACAAACUCGAGAAAGAUACAGGCAGGAAGAGCAAGAAACCACCUCCAUUUGCCAGCAAGGGCCAAACCAUCAUUGCUCGUUUAGAAACCAUUGGCGGAGCUGGGGCUGUUUGUGUUGAGCGAUUUGAAGACUAUAACCAGCUCGGGCGGUUCACACUCCGUGAUCAGGGACAAACCAUUGCAAUUGGCAUGAUCACCAAGUUAAUUACGAACGAACCGGCGGCGACGGCGUAAAGUAGAAUCGUAAGUCAAAAGUGAUAGCGAUUUAUUUUUUGUUGGGCUUUCUCGUCGGGAUGUCUACUACUAGCGGAUAGCUGAAGAAAAGGAUGGACGUUAUUCAUGACUGGGAAAUGCAAUGUGGUGGCCCAUGGGAACAUGCAUUUGAUAUCAUGACAUGACCAGCUUUUCGACAAUUCUAUGAUUCCACUUUGUCAGUCUUUAUAUAGGUAAUCUUCCAACAAAGAAAUAUGGGCCGGGCAGUAGAAUAAGGAUAUAUAAAAUGGUGGUUGUGUCACAGGACCGCUUGUUUAAUAACACACUCUGCUCAAAAUCAUCACAUCAUGGCUUGCAUUUAUAUUCCGUAGCCGCUCAUAUAGAACUUUUCCCAGAGUAUUGGAAAACAAAAAAGAACACCCAACGCCCUCGAUGCUAACCCGAAUUCCCAAGUGACCUAGCACGUACACCAUGCAAAAUAACAAUGCCCAGAAAUAAAUGCCAACAAUGAAGAGGAGGAAGCCAUCAUCGCCUUCUCUUCGAAACCACCUUCGUGAAUCCAUCUUCAUCGACAAUCGGCUCAGGCAAGAACUUUCCCCGCUCCCAUGGUCCGUCAAUUGCCCUCCGUAUUUCAUUCGGGGACUCACGUUUCGGCGCUUCAGUUUGUGGGGAGUAAUUCCUCGAUGCCGUGACCGCCACCGGCGCAUCCUCCAUCUCAACGUCAUCCGCCCAAUCCCCAAUAUCACUUUCAUUAUCAUCUUCUUCCUCCUCAUCCUCAUCCUCCGCGCCCUCACCAUUGUCAUCCCCAUCGUCAUCGCCAUUAACCUCCACUUUUCUGAACGCUCCAACAGUUGCACCAGCACCUCCCUUCGCCUUCCACUCCUCCCACAUCCUCGUCACCCUCGUAAAAUCACCCAUCUGCGUUUCCAUUCUGACUUCCAUGAUCCUACGCCCAAUCUCGCCUGCACUCUCAUCAUCCACA
Molecule: messenger RNA, 3165 nt
Organism: Histoplasma capsulatum G186AR
Lineage: Eukaryota; Fungi; Ascomycota; Eurotiomycetes; Onygenales; Ajellomycetaceae
Product: eukaryotic peptide chain release factor GTP-binding subunit
Exons: 2
Coding region: 30-2204 (724 amino acids)
Biological process (GO): translation; nuclear-transcribed mRNA catabolic process, deadenylation-dependent decay; translational termination
Cellular component (GO): translation release factor complex
Molecular function (GO): translation release factor activity; GTP binding; GTPase activity
Source: RefSeq, a predicted model, not a curated record